UUUGGACUCUCUCUCUCUCUCUCUCUCUCUCUCUCUCUCUCUCUCUGUGAAAUCGAGAGACCCAUUCUUGGCAUCCAACUUUAUAUAGCCCCAAGUGGCUUCAGUUCUCAGUGAAUGAGCCUCCCAUCAAAUACUUGGUCAGUUCUCCGCAAAAAGAUGACCAAGGUUUCUGUGCUAUUCUCUGUUGUUGUUGUGCUUGCUCUUCUGUUUGUCAAUGGAGUCUUGGGGAGAGAUCGCUGGCACGGGUUUGCGAAAGACGGACAGGUUGGAAUCUAUGAGCUUAAGAAAGGGAAUAUCUCUUUGAGGCUCACUAAUUGGGGAGCAACUAUCAUGUCUCUUCUUCUCCCUGACAAAAAUGGAAAGCUUGAUGAUGUUGUUCUGGGAUUCGAUUCUGUCAAUGACUACAAGAACGAUUCAGCCUACUUUGGUUCCGUGGUCGGUCGGGUUGCUAACCGAAUAGCGAAUGCUCAGUUCACUCUAAACGGCACCCGCUACAAACUUAUUCCCAAUGAAGGAAAUAACAUGCUCCACGGUGGUCCGAAAGGAUUCAGCGACGUAGUUUGGAAAGUCACCAGGUAUCAAAAGGGUGGUCACACUCCUCAGAUCGUCUUCAGUUAUUUCAGUCACAAUGGCGAAGAAGGAUUUCCCGGUGACCUCCAAGUCUCUGUAACCUACACGAUCUUGAGUGAUAACCACUUGAGCAUAUCGAUGAAAGCAAAAGCUCUGAACAAGGCCACUCCGGUGAAUCUUGCGCAACACGCCUACUGGAACCUCGGCGGCCAGAACAGCGGCGACAUCCUAUCAGAAGAAGUGCAGAUCUUCGCCUCCCAGAUCACACCUUGUGAUAGCCACCUCAUCCCCACCGGAAAGAUCAUUCCCGUGAAAGGAACCCCUUACGACUUUCUCGAGCCGCACACCAUAGGAAGCCGAAUAAACAAGCUCCCAAAUGGUUAUGAUAUCAACUACGUGCUCAACAAUGCUCAGGGCACGAAACUGCACAGGGCGGCGAUAGUAAGGGACAAGAAGUCAGGGAGAGUAAUGGAGUUAGUGACGAAUCAGCCGGGCGUGCAGUUCUACACGAGUAACAUGAUAAAGGAGAUCAAGGGCAAGGGCGGGUUCGUUUACAAGAAACACGCUGCACUUUGCCUGGAGACUCAAAAAUACCCGGAUUCGGUGCAUCACCCCAACUUUCCCUCGGAGAUAUUGUAUCCUGGGAAGUCAUAUGAGCAUGUCAUGCUCUUCAAGUUCACAAUAGAGUCGUAGACACUAGUACGAUGUAGAUCGUUGGGACUUCGGAAUAACACAGUUGGUUUGCUCUUUCGAUC
Molecule: messenger RNA, 1325 nt
Organism: Syzygium oleosum
Lineage: Eukaryota; Viridiplantae; Streptophyta; Magnoliopsida; Myrtales; Myrtaceae
Exons: 5
Coding region: 115-1263 (382 amino acids)
Biological process (GO): beta-D-galactose catabolic process via UDP-galactose, Leloir pathway; glucose metabolic process
Molecular function (GO): aldose 1-epimerase activity; carbohydrate binding
Source: RefSeq, a predicted model, not a curated record